UGUUGCAGUGUGUGAUUCCUGUACACGCUGGCGUCGUUCAAAGUGAAAACAUGGUGUACAGUGUAAAACACCAUGGGUGACUGUAGCAUUUUCACCUACACCAAAAAUGACUUCAUACGCAAGGUUUGUUGUUCCGGUCAGCAAAACCGCGGCCGCUCCAGAUUUGACAUCGCGCUUCGGUCGGGAUGGACGGAAAAACGAAACACCGGGUUGUUCCGAUACCGGCUGGACGAGCUGGAGACGCGGGUCCUCCCGGGAUCACGAGGAUACAUCGCUCAAUUAAACAUCAUGAGAGGCACAGAGAGACGAAAACCCCAGGAGAUCCUGAGCGUCCGCCAGAACUUUGACCCAAAACAGUUCAACUUUAAUAAGAUCAACCCGAAAGAGCUCCUGUUCGAGUUAAAGAGGGAGAGUGAACGGAAGUGCAACGUCAUCAUAAACGUCAGCCCGUUAGAGUUCGGCCACUGUUUACUGGUGCCCGAACCGGAGAAGUGUUUCCCGCAGGUUUUAACGCAUUUAGCUGUCCAAACGGGGAUAGAAAGCGUUCUUCUUAGCGCUGAUCCAGGGUUCAGGGUUGGUUUUAACAGCCUGGGUGGCUUUGCCUCAGUUAACCACCUUCAUCUGCACGGCUACUAUCUAAACCACAGACUGAAGAUUGAAAGCUCUCCGGCAGAGCUGAUCCUGCCUAACUUGGACCUGUAUGAGCUUCUGGACUUUCCAUCAGGAUUUCUGUUCUACGCUCAAGGUCCAAACCUGGAUUUGGUGGUCAAAGCAAUCUGCAGUUUGACUGAUGUCUUGGUGGACAGAAACAUCGCACACAACCUGUUCUUCACCAGAGGUUGUCCUCCUCAGAUGGAGCCCGACACAUCUUCUUCCAGAGAUGGGGUGAGGGUCAUCGUCUGGCCCCGCUUGUCCUGUUUCGGGGCCAAAGAAGAGUCUGCGUUUAAUGUGGCCCUGUGUGAGCUCGCCGGACACCUUCCCUUCAAGAAUAGAGAAGACUAUGAGUCGGCCACUGAGGAGACCGUGCAGGACGUCAUCCAGAAAUAUCUGCUGCCCCAAGAUGAGAUUGGUCGACUGAAAGAGCAUUUAAAGAAAUAUUUAUGAACAGACUGAAGUGUCCUGUCUCAGAUUUUGGGGUUAAAAAAUGACAUUUUCUCAAAUGAGUUUGCAAUUGAAGUGCUGCUAAGACUUGUUACAGAAUUAGUCUAUUUGUAAAUAUAUGCUGUGUAUGAAAUAUUCUACUGUGUGCAUUAGAUGUACUGCUACAGGGGAAACAAUGACCACUUUCAGGCCCGUAGCCAGGGGGUGUUUGGGUGGUUCGCAAGACCUACUACCUACUGACAAAUCAUUAAAUCAUUUCCAUAUUGACAAACACAUGAUGAUUUUAUUUUAUCAUGCUUUUCUUGAAUCCAUUCUAUCAUUUGCUUUGGUGUCAUGGUUUGGGAAUCUCUCUGUCAAGAAUAAAAACUCACUAAAUCAAAUAGUUAAGUGGUCCAGUAAGCUGACUGGGAUGUCACUAGCUAAUCUAGAGGCUGUGUACACCAGGCAGCUAAAGAGAAUAACAAAUUAAAUUUAAAGUGACACUGCUCAUCCCCUACACUCAGAGUUUCAGCUCCUUCCUUCUGGUCGCAGGUUUUUAGUAUUAAGCUGUAGAACGAAAUGAUACUAGAAUAGUUUCAUACCAGCAGCCAUUAGAUAUUUAAAUAAGGCAUAGGCUAAAGCAGAGGUGUUUCGGUGACUUGUAUAUUUUAGAUCGUUUUAAACAUUUAUUUGGGGGGGGGGGUGAACACUUUAUAAGUGUUUUUAUAUUUUAUGUCCUAAUGUUCAUUUGUUGUUGUUACUGUGUGAGUUCCUUUGUGUGGCACUGUUGUGAGAUGAGGACUCUUGACUGCAAACCAAAUCUACCUUCGGGUAUAAAUAAAGUAACCUAACCUAAAGUCCAGAAUUUGUCCGCAAUA
Messenger RNA from Danio aesculapii, 1958 nucleotides. RefSeq names its product GDP-D-glucose phosphorylase 1 (gene gdpgp1). Gene Ontology annotation, molecular function: GDP-D-glucose phosphorylase activity. Gene Ontology annotation, biological process: glucose metabolic process. Gene Ontology annotation, cellular component: cytoplasm. The transcript has a single exon. The coding region runs from base 73 to 1104 and encodes 343 amino acids. The record is from RefSeq and is a predicted model, not a curated record. NCBI's taxonomy places the organism in Eukaryota, Metazoa, Chordata, Actinopteri, Cypriniformes, Danionidae.